GUCUCUUCUCCUCCAACCUCAGCAGUCUCUUCUCCUUCAGCUCUCCCAACUAUUAAUAUUCCCCCCAAAAAAAUUGUUUCUUCUUCUACUAUCGUUCAAUUGGCUCCCAGGUGAGUCUCAGUACUGUUGUUAUUGUAGAAGAAUAAGCUACAAGCAUGGACUUGCAGCAAAAAGAUGACCCUCCUAAACCUUCAGUGAAAGCAGCGACUGUGUAUCAGCAUUUUCUGCUGAAUUUCAUCAUGGAAAAUUACUUGGGUCCUGAUAUCAAGUUUGAUAAGCUGAGAUACUCGGCAUUUCAAAGAUUAGCUGAAGGUUCACCUCCGUAUGAGUUGAGUGAUUUGGGUGCUUCAUAUGUUAGCGUGUCUCUUUUGGAGAGUUUAUAUUACUAUAUCCUGAGAAAUGCUCACCCUAGCUUGGUUCUCAGACCAAAUAUGUUGCAUAAGUAUUUAAAGGGCAGCCUACCUUUGUCAAGUUCAGGGGUGAGAAAAGACAGUCGGCAGUUCCCAGAUAUUUUCCCUUUGAAUCUUCAUCAACAGAUAUGGUAUCCGGAAAGCUUCAGAAUUGUUAAGGGGAUUGUAAUUAUUGAUGACCCUGUUACCUCAUAUAUGAAAGAAGAUGAUCUGGAAAAGUUCAAAUCUUUAUCUGGUAUGAAUAACCUGAAAAUUGAUAUGGAUGAAUCCAGCAAAUAUCAACAGGAGUACCAGAAUGGUGGGAAAAGUGAGCACAAUUUCUGCAAGGACAGUAAUGAGGCAGGAUAUAUUUCCAAUGGAAAUGGUAAUUCAUCUGAUAGAUUCCAACAAAAGUAUAAAAGGAGGUGCCUCUCUCAUCCUCCAUCAGUUCCGGCAUUUUCCCCUGUUGUUACUUCAUCAGAAGGCACAAAACAUUGUGGAAAAGAUGAACCUACAUGGAAUACCUGCAAACCAGAAGGACCUGUGCUCAUCCCCCUUCUGUCUCUUCCUAAAAUGGAAGCAUGUGUUUCAGAUCCUUCUAUUGUUUUGUCUGGGACGGUCAAGAGAGGGGUUGUUGGACCACCAAUUGGUGCUGUGGACAUUGGCGUUAGCAAGGUUGCAUAUUAUUUCCGGGUGUCUCUACCAGGAAUCAGGAAGGAUUUUUGUCAAUUUAGUUGUGAGAUUGAAUCCAAUGGGAAGGUUCAUCUACAAGGCUUCACCAGUGGUGGAAACCCCAUAAAGAAACGCUCACGUGUCUUCCAAAUGAAAUUGCAGCAACUGUGCCCUCCUGGACCAUUCACACUCUCCUUCAGUCUUCCGGGACCUGUUGAUCCAAGGCUCUUUGCACCUAACUUCGGAUCGGAUGGCAUCUUUGAAGGAGUAAUUCUAAAAGAGGAGUGAUAUCUGAUGCUCAGUUUCAUUCUUGAUGUAGCAAGAGUUGACAAAAUGGUAGCCUAGUAGGAUCUUCUGACUAGCCUAAUCUUUCAAAUCAUUGUCUGCUAGCAUGUAAAUGGUGUAGAAAAUUAUUAGUUGCUUAUAAUGAAGUUAGUAUGCUAGACAUUUACUGCAAAAAUGCAUGCUGCGUUCUCUUC
This is a messenger RNA of Rosa rugosa (rugosa rose), 1540 nucleotides long. Its product is annotated as increased DNA methylation 3-like. The record is from RefSeq and is a predicted model, not a curated record. Bases 156 to 1349 code for a protein of 397 amino acids. The transcript has 3 exons. NCBI's taxonomy places the organism in Eukaryota, Viridiplantae, Streptophyta, Magnoliopsida, Rosales, Rosaceae. Gene Ontology annotation, cellular component: nucleus.